AUGGCGUAUUCGGCGAGUCGGUCGGUGAAUGAUGCCGCUGUGUUCCGCCGUCCGCAGUCCAAUGUCGACUACCCGCACAAGGAGCCCGAGUUCGAUCCUCACUACUUCGAGCAUGAGGUCGACUUAGAUAUUUUCACCGAGAAGUGGAUCAGGAAGUUGGCGGAUGUCUCGCCGUUGAAGGACAUCAUCGUCAACGAGCUGAAUCCGGGCCCGCAGGUGAAGGAUGACACGCAGGUCCGUGAAUGGAUCAAGAAGAGCAUGAGCACGACGUGGCCGCACAAUGGUGUCGUCGAUCCCGGGCCCGAGCUUAGGGUCUACGGUACGAACAACAUCCGCGUUAUUGACCUGUCUGUCGUUCCGCUGCUGUUCGCUGCGCACCCGAUUUCGACUGCCUUCGGCCUCGCAGAGCAGGGCGCGGACAUCAGCAAGGGUAAGUUCGAUCCCUGA
Fomitopsis serialis is the source of this 447-nucleotide messenger RNA. RefSeq lists its product as uncharacterized. Gene Ontology annotation, molecular function: oxidoreductase activity, acting on CH-OH group of donors; flavin adenine dinucleotide binding. The record is from RefSeq and is a predicted model, not a curated record. The coding region runs from base 1 to 447 and encodes 148 amino acids. The transcript is spliced from 5 exons. Lineage: Eukaryota; Fungi; Basidiomycota; Agaricomycetes; Polyporales; Fomitopsidaceae.